GGCCACAUCCCGCCCCCCAAUCUCUCCGGCGCACCGUCGACCACCGCCACCGGCCACAUCUUCUCAGUUCCACCACCGGAAAGGAUUCGUCGAUCCUAAAGCUUCUCUUCUCCUUCAAGGAUUCUGCUUCUUGUUGCUUCGCUUACAAGGUCCAUAACAAAAGAUCUUGAAGGCAAUGGCAACCCCUGAUGCUCAUAUGGAGAGUGAAGAAGAUGAAUAUGUAAUGCUCGACUUGGAUUCGGUUUCCGGGCAAAUUCACAUUCCACCAAAUGCUCCCUACGUUCUCUCUGGUCUGGACACAUUGAACCCAAUUCUAAUUAUUGAUGGCAAAAUAAAGCUGAUUGGCGAAUAUGAUGAAACUAUUGGGACAUGUAUUGUCUUGAGUGAAGAUGAUGCUCCUCCGGUGAUCCAUGAAGAAACGGGACCAUCGGAAACCAACCUUUUUGCGGGAAAAUCCAUAAUUGAUUCAAAUCAGGUUCUGAAAAAGCAAAUCAAACCUGUUUGUCAACUUCAAAAGAUUCUUAGGUUCAAGUUGUUAUCCGAGGAGGCUCAAACCGACAUUGUUCAAGACUCGACAAUCGAACCGAGGACCAUCAAGCGCAGCUAGUCCCGACAACACAAAGUUUCAGUCAUUGAUUGUUUUGUUGUAAAUAGUUCAGAUUUCGUUAUGGUAUAUUGACAAAAGUUCAUUGUUUUCAUAACAAUUAUCUUAU
Messenger RNA from Cynara cardunculus var. scolymus (artichoke), 713 nucleotides. RefSeq lists its product as uncharacterized. Gene Ontology annotation, biological process: transcription by RNA polymerase III. Gene Ontology annotation, cellular component: transcription factor TFIIIC complex. The coding region runs from base 176 to 607 and encodes 143 amino acids. The transcript has 5 exons. NCBI's taxonomy places the organism in Eukaryota, Viridiplantae, Streptophyta, Magnoliopsida, Asterales, Asteraceae. The record is from RefSeq and is a predicted model, not a curated record.